Molecule: messenger RNA, 246 nt
Organism: Doryrhamphus excisus (bluestripe pipefish)
Lineage: Eukaryota; Metazoa; Chordata; Actinopteri; Syngnathiformes; Syngnathidae
Source: RefSeq, a predicted model, not a curated record
AUGGCAGCAUUACAGAAAUCUGGAACCCUGGAGAAGAAGAGGUCUUUAGGGAGGGAUUACCAUCCUCUGUGUCUGAAGUGUCAAAACUGUAAAAGACAACUCAUGGCUGGACAGCAUGCAGAUUAUGAUGACAAGCCAUUCUGUUCAUAUUGCGACAUGAAGAUGUUUGGUCCAAGAGAUGAGGAGAAGCACUCCUUCCCGGCUCUCUCCUCCCUUUCUCUCACCCGUGUGUCCUUCACCUCGUAA